AUGGUGAUAAGAAUGACUGCAAUCGCUUUUGUGUCACUUCUUUUCACAGCCCUCGGGAGUCCCAUUCAUGCACGCCUCGACGAUGGCCUUGCCCGGACUCCUCAGAUGGGAUGGAACACUUACAACCAAUACAACUGCUUCCCAAACGAGUCCAUUGUGCACGAAAACGCAGAAGCUCUAGUUGCUAGUGGCCUCGCAGAUAUCGGCUAUCGAUAUGUCACGAUUGACUGCGGCUGGAGCGUUGAAGACAGAUUGCCCGACGGCACGCUAACCUGGAACGAGACGCUGUUUCCCCAGGGUUUCCCAGCCCUGGGCCGAUAUUUGCAUGAUUUGGGCUUGUUGUUCGGGGCGUAUGGCGAUUCGGGUAUCUUGCUGUGUGGGAGUCCGCCAAAUCAAACGGGAAGCCUAUACCAUGAAGAGAUCGACGCGAGGACCUUUGCGGAGUGGGAAGUUGAUUCUUUGAAGUACGAUAACUGCUACUCUGACGCGGCAACCAACUACCCAAACGUGAACUACGCCCCCUCAACGUCCCCACAUCCACGCUUUGCCAACAUGUCGCACUAUCUCCAAUCGCAGAAUCGGCCCAUUCUCUUUCAGAUCUGCGAAUGGGGCAUUGAUUUUCCGGCGCUUUGGGCGCCUGCUCUCGGCCACUCGUGGCGCAUCGGCAACGACAUCAUCCCCCACUGGCGGUCCAUCUUCCGAACGCUGAACCAGGCCGUCCCCCAAACACACUUUGCGGGACCCGGGCAAUGGCCUGAUUUAGAUAUGCUGCUUGUUGGGUUGGACGGUGUGCUGAGUGUGCCUCAGGAACAGACGCAUUUUUCCAUGUGGGCGGUACUGAAGUCGCCAUUGGUCAUCGGAGCUGCGAUUGGUGGAAUGAGAGCAGAAUCGCUGGACAUCUUGCGGAACGAGGAUGUGAUUUCAUUUAAUCAGGACGCAAGGGGAGAAAGUGCGAGGCUGAAGAGAAGGUGGUCAGACGCGGGGUAUGAGGUUUGGUCUGGACCGUUAGAAGGGGACAGAGUUGUUGCAGCGUUGAUCAAUUGGUCUGAUGAGGAGAGGGAGCUCACGCUUGAUCUCCCUGACGUUGGCAUUCAGUUUGCUGGAGAGUUGAGGAAUAUUUGGCGUGGAGAAGUGGAGAAGGAUGUGAAGACGUCGUACAGCGCCAGUGUCGAGGGACAUGGGGUUAUGCUGGUUGAGUUGAGUGAGACUCUGCCUGUAGGGGUGUAUCCGAGUGAGAUAUUCGCCACCACAAAUGGGCAAUCGACGGCGUUCUCCCCCAUCUACGCCGUCACAUCAAGCCAUGGAUACACCCUCGACAUUAUCUUCAGUCAACCAUCAACAGCGACUAACAUAUCCGUCACGACGGGCUCCAUUGGAUCUCGGGUUUCCAUCUCUGUCCCAUCCGGCGCUUCGUCAGUCUCUGCUCUGGUCCCUCUAACCGCCGGCUCAGGAAGCACGAUCACAAUCAACGGCGCUUCCCUUAUUUCCUCCAUCCAUCUGAUCCCCCCAAAGCCGACGUACUACCCAGCCGCACAGGACACUACCCUAACAGGAAACACAACCCCCUAUGCAUGCCCGGACUUAUUCUGCCUCCCAACCGGCGCAAAACUUAAAAACCUAGACGCCGACUCUACAGCAAUAUUCCACGUCACCUCCACCACCCCAGGGUCAAAAUAUCUCGAAAUCGACUACAUCAACAACGAGAUCGCCUUCGACUCCUCUUGGGGGUGGGGUUCGAAUUCUAGGAACCUGACCAUCCGAGUGAAUAACGAAAAGCCCGUAAGAUUGGAGAUUCCACUAAGUGGACAGCACAGUGAGCUUUUUGGGCCAGGGCAGGGAUGGUAUGAUUCAGGGCGGUUGGGUGUGCUUACUGAUGGGUGGAGGGUUGGUGGGAAUGAGGUUGUGUUUGGAAAUGAGGGGGGUCAAGCGGGAUUUUCGUCUUGGGCUCCGGAUCUUGUCGGGGUGGGGGUUUAUGAUUAG
Aspergillus calidoustus is the source of this 1980-nucleotide messenger RNA. The record is from the annotation of a GenBank genome assembly. Lineage: Eukaryota; Fungi; Ascomycota; Eurotiomycetes; Eurotiales; Aspergillaceae.